This is a messenger RNA of Bombus terrestris (buff-tailed bumblebee), 803 nucleotides long. RefSeq lists its product as uncharacterized. NCBI's taxonomy places the organism in Eukaryota, Metazoa, Arthropoda, Insecta, Hymenoptera, Apidae. The transcript has 4 exons. The coding region runs from base 95 to 661 and encodes 188 amino acids. The record is from RefSeq and is a predicted model, not a curated record.
GACUUAUUAAUUUUAAUGUUAAGUUAGCAGUAGAAGAAUCUUAAAAAGUAUUUGGAUUUGGAGUUACAAUUUUGAAUAGAAAAGUUAAUAUAAGAUGGAUGAGGUACAUGACUUGGAAGAUUGGAGAAUUUCCUUAUCCUCACGAAACAAUGUGAUAUAUAAUGGUACUCCGUAUGUUCCUAUGCUAGUGGAGAACAUUCUUAUACAUAUUUCUUUCGAAGAUUACGAGACAAAUGGGAUUAAAACAAUACAAACAGUAGGAAAACUUAUUCCAAAAACUGAAACGGUUGCUACACUUUUAUCUGUGACACCUGGAAAUAAUUCUGCAUUUUCUGUUAGCCUCAAAAUUUUAAAAGUUAGAGAUAUAUACAUUAAAGAUUCAAAUGAUAUAUAUUGUCCAAUAUGGAAAAAAUGCAGUAUAUUUAAAAUAUAUGGAACUUUAAAGAAGGAAGGAUUAGAAAAUGUUUUAGAGGCUUCUCAUUUGGUUCCAGUACAAGAUGUUGUGGGUACGUGGAAUCUAAUGGCAUCAUUAAGCAUAAUUGCACGUUCAGAAUAUCGCCACUACUACCGUACCAAAGGACAAAGUAAUAUGUUACAAUUACAAUGGGAUAAAAUGAAAAAGGAAAACAAACGAGUUACAAAGAAAGACAUAAACAUUUGAUAAAAUAUAUUAUUUCAAAAUCAGUUGUGAACAUACAUAAAUAUAUACUUGUAAUAAAAAGUAUAUUAUAUUUUCUUAUGUAUUAAAGUAUGUAUAAAAUUGUUAAUAAAUUGUUAUGAACAGAUACUUUGAUUAAUGUGCA